Messenger RNA from Rhagoletis pomonella (apple maggot), 657 nucleotides. Its product is annotated as putative RING-H2 finger protein ATL37. NCBI's taxonomy places the organism in Eukaryota, Metazoa, Arthropoda, Insecta, Diptera, Tephritidae. The transcript has 2 exons. Gene Ontology annotation, biological process: protein ubiquitination. The coding region runs from base 1 to 657 and encodes 218 amino acids. Gene Ontology annotation, molecular function: ubiquitin protein ligase activity. The record is from RefSeq and is a predicted model, not a curated record.
AUGGCAGUCUUGCAUAGCAAUGAAAAUUUGGCUCAGCUUAGUAAUCCAAACGCGGUAUGCAGUAUCUGCAAUGAGGAGAUCACAGAAAUAGAGCUGUCGGUAACACCUUGCGAACAUAAUUUUCAUCGGGUUUGCAUAACUAGAUGGCCUACUGACCAUGAUGCUUGUCCCUUGUGUCGGCGUUCAUGUGACACACACUCACUAAAGAGCUUUACUGAACAAGAUCCAACCAGUCAAAAUGAUAUUUUUGCAGAACAGGAAGCUAUUCCAAAAAACGAUGGCGGGGGUCGCAUGACCAGGUCAAGAGCGGGCAAUAAUAUAUCUUUCGAUUCGACUUAUAAUGCUAAUCGUGGCCGAGGCCGCGGUUCAAAUCCUAAUCGUACGCCACGAAAUAAUCAAAGUAAUGUGAAUCAUAGUUUUAUUCAAAAUGCUAUACAAGACAGUAUGAGGUCGUAUGAAGACCGGUUCUCCAGACAGGUACGUGAGGAAGUAGGACGUAUGGUGUCAGAAUCGCUUGAUUCAUAUUUUCGUAAUUUGAAUGUAUCUGAGCACAGAACACAAAAUCAUUCACCCAACGCUAACGCAGGAGGUGGAAAUAAUGAGCAAGAAUUGGUAUGCCAGAUGCGCUCAUAUCUAAAUGCAUAUUCCGAAUACUAA